UUUAGUGCGUUUUUGAAAACGUUUGAUCACCGCAAAUCGUUCGCCGAAGUGCCCAAGUGUUGCCAACAAGCGAAAGUUUAGUCCCAACUCGCCCGCCCGUCAAAAGUUGCCAGUGAAAUCUUUUUUGUAAUUUAAUUACACGCUCGUAAAGCAGCACAAGCAGUUUCGAAAACAAAAUAUAUAAAAUGGCUUUCAAGGUUAUUUUCGUUCUUGCCGCUUUGGUUGCCUGCGCGCAUGCCAGACCCGGCGGCCCAGCGGCCUACUCCAUCUCCGCGCCCAGCGUAGACCACGCCUCCGUGGGCAGCUCGCAGGAGCACACCGUCAAGGGUCACUAUGGACAAUCCUCGCAGUCGGAGUACUCCAGCGCCGUGCAGACCGCGCAUUCGCAAUCGCACGUGCAACGCUCGAGCAUCAGCAAUGACGCCGCCCUCGCGCCACAUGUUGGUGGUCAUAUCAUCGCCGCCGCCGCGCCCAUCGCUCAUGCUUAUGCCGCGCCGACCGCCUACGCCGCGCAUGCGUACACCGCACCGGCAGCCACCAUCAGUCAUGGCUAUGCGGCACCCGCUCUAGCGUUGGCGCACUCCGCGCCCGCUCUCUCGCAUGGCAUCACCUACGCUGCGCCGGCUGCGAGCUAUCAUGCUCCAGCUUACAGCGCGAGCUACCACGCUCCCGCUUACAGCUACGCAGCUCCAUCGUAUAGCUACCAGGCGCCAGCUAUACAGUAUGCCGCUGCCACUGCGCCCGCCGCCUAUGGACAUUACGCCGCCGCCCCUGCUGCUCUUUCGCAUAGCUAUGUCGCCGCCGCGCCCGCCGCCACAUUGAAAUACGCUUCGGCACCCGCUUAUGUUGCACCUGCAGUUCUUGGACAUGGUUUACCACUCGCUGCCCCAGCCUUGGCGCCACUUGCUGUUAAGACCCUCGCCGCACCCGCUUUAGUGCAUACCGCCGUCGCUGGGCAUGGCGUGCAUUACGGUUACUAAGCAGACACAGUUAAGCGAACCGGAGCGUUGGGAGCGACGGAGAGUAGGAGUGAGUGAGAGAGCAGCCGUAAUGAGUGGAGACGGAAGCGCUGAACGCGAAGCCACAGCACGCCAACGUCGUGACACUAAAUAACAAAACAAAAAACAAAAAUAAAAAAUUAAAAUAAAAACUAAAAAUAAAAAUAAAAAUAAAAAAUAAAGCAAAGCAGCAAAUAAGAAAAGAAGAAAACAGAAUAUUACACAAAUAUGUAGGAUAACAGCAGGAAAUUACAACAAGAACACAAACACAAAAAAGCAUUGCUCAACCACAGCCACGUGCAACAAUGAUGUCAGCAACAACAACAGCAGCAGCAACAAACACCACAACAAUGAAUAACAAUUAAAGCAACACACAACAACAAUAAAACACGCAUAAAUGGCGAACAAGCAAAAACAACAAAA
Bactrocera dorsalis (oriental fruit fly) is the source of this 1421-nucleotide messenger RNA. RefSeq names its product cuticle protein 16.5. The record is from RefSeq and is a predicted model, not a curated record. The transcript has 5 exons. Lineage: Eukaryota; Metazoa; Arthropoda; Insecta; Diptera; Tephritidae. The coding region runs from base 186 to 980 and encodes 264 amino acids.